GGGCCGCCGGGCCGGGGCAUUGUGGGCCGGGCGGGCAGGGACCUGCGCAGACGGAGCCGUUGCUCGUUCAUUUGGCCGGAAGAGCGGGAAGAUGGCGGAUGGCGACGCAUCUGCUAAGAAGCAUAGAAAGAAAUCUAUGGAAACUAUUGGGGACAUCCAGCAAGCAACGGAUUUUCUAAUUGCACCAGAAUCAAAGACAGUAAAGUUAGACACAUCUCAUUGGCCAUUGUUGCUGAAGAAUUUUGACAAACUUAAUGUACGAACGGCCCAUUACACCCCCAUUCCGAAUGGCUGUUCGCCUCUCAAGAGGGAAAUUGCUGACUACGUAAGGUCUGGAUUCAUUAACCUUGAUAAGCCAGCAAACCCGUCUUCGCAUGAAGUGGUAGCAUGGAUACGCAGGAUUCUGCGAGUGGAAAAGACUGGUCACAGCGGAACACUGGAUCCCAAAGUUACAGGCUGUUUAAUUGUGUGCGUAGAACGAGCAACACGACUAGUUAAAUCCCAACAGAGUGCCGGCAAAGAGUAUGUGGGAAUUGUUCGGCUGCACAAUGCUAUUGAAAGUGAACUUCAGCUUAGUCGGGGUUUGGAGAUGCUGACUGGAGCCUUAUUCCAACGACCCCCCUUGAUUGCUGCUGUUAAAAGGCAAUUAAGAGUGCGGACCAUCUAUGAAAGCAAACUAAUUGAGUAUGAUCCAGAGAGGAGGUUGGGGGUCUUCUGGGUGAGCUGUGAAGCAGGGACGUACAUCCGAACACUAUGUGUACAUAUUGGCUUGCUGCUUGGAGUAGGUGGUCAGAUGCAGGAGCUGAGGCGGGUGCGGUCGGGAGUGAAUGGGGAAAAGGACAAUAUGGUAACAAUGCAUGAUGUGUUGGAUGCUCAAUGGCAAUAUGACCACAACAAAGAUGAAACAUAUCUACGGCGUGUCAUCUUACCCCUUGAAAAGUUGAUGGCAACCCAUAAACGGAUCGUUAUGAAGGACAGUGCAGUAAAUGCUAUCUGCUAUGGUGCUAAAAUUAUGCUCCCUGGCCUGCUCCGUUAUGAAGAUGGGAUUGAGGUGAACCAGGAAAUCGUUGUCAUUACAACAAAGGGAGAAGCAAUUUGCAUCGGUGUUGCAUUAAUGACGACGGCAGUAAUAUCGACAUGUGACCAUGGUGUGGUGGCAAAGAUCAAACGUGUUAUCAUGGAACGGGACACUUACCCACGUAAGUGGGGCCUGGGGCCGAAGGCAAGCCAAAAGAAAAUGAUGAUCCAGAAGGGCUUGCUAGAUAAACAUGGCAGACCAAAUGGAAGUACUCCCGAAUCAUGGAGGAAGGACUAUGUGGAUUACACUCCUGGAAAUGUAGGACCUCGCAAUACAGCACAAAUCCAGGCAGUGAAGAGAAAGAGAGAAAGCGAGAGUGAUGAGUCUGUGGUACCAUCCACCCCUGCAACAGUAACAUCCCAGCCAGAGCUAACUAAGAAAGAGAAAAAGAAAAAGAAGAAAGAAAAGAAGCAAAAGUUAUUACAGGAAACACCGGUGACAGUUGAAAGUCCUGAACCAAUGACUACACCAGUUGCACAGGAAUCCAGUCCAGAAGUUAGCAAGAAAGAAAAGAAAAAGAAAAAAGCGAUGGAAAUGGGGAAGUCUGGAACUGGAGAGACUGAAAGCUCAAAAAAGAAGAAAAAGAAAAAGGAAAAAGCUGAAACGUGCGAGUAAUGAGGUGCCUUGCAUCUGGGUUUCUGUAUCAGUGGAGAGAAGGCAGCUUCUGCAGGGCUGAAUCCGAUGAACAAGUACGGCGCUAAUUGCUAUCACGACAAUUAGAAACGUUAAAGUUUUGCUGUUUGAAUGGCUUUCAUACUCAAACUUUGCAAUUUUGUAUGUAACUAGACUUGCCUCAUUUGGUUUAAUAUCCUGUUUUAAGGAUAACAGUCGAAGAUUUGUGGAUGCACUUAUGUGCAGUGUGUUCAUGGUUACUUCAGUUAUAAUGGUGCUUUACGUUGUGGAAAGAAUAUUUGAGGACAGGAGAGAAUAACUGAUUUCUUCCCCUAGUGACAGGAAUAGCCAACAUCUUGGUCAGGAGUAUUUUCUAUCGUUCCAUUCCCUUUGCAAAAGAGGAGCUUUUUGUUUAUGAAUGAAGUAAUACCUUAUUGUCGCAUGUGAUGAGUUGCAAUGAAAUUCUUUUCUUGCACACCCACGGUAUGCAAACGGUCACCACAUCAAGGGCACUGGCAAAGUUAUACCGUAUCCCGCAGCACUGGGUUGUUCGCCCUCGCCGGGUGCUCCUUUCUUUCAUAGAAAGUAGGUUCAGGAGUAGACCAUUCGGCCCUUCAAGCCAGCACCGACAUUCAAUAUGAUCAUCCAAAAUCAGUAUCCUGUCCCUGCUUCCCAUAUCCCUUGAUUUCGUUAGCCCCAAGAGCUAUAUCUAACUCUUGAAUACAUCAAGAUUGUUCACACACCCAUCCUCCUCGUCUAAAGCAGCAAUGUGAAUUGAAUAGUCACAGCAUGGAACCUGUUUUCUGCAGAGAGCUGGAACCAAUCAGUUUGUUUUUGUUCAAGAAUUUGGAAAAAUAUGGGCCAGUGAUGCUUAUUUAUGUUCAUUUAUUGGCAUUUGGUUUACGUGAGGUCUAAAUCCAUUGGAGAAUGUAACAGGCUACUACCUCCUACAUUAGUUCACAGGGCUCAGUUCACCAAAUAAGUUAGAAACGGCACCAUGGAGACUUCGGGAAUGAGUUGCCUAUAAUGGGAUGAAUUUGCAAAGUGCUACCAAUGUAAAUAUUUUAACUAUUUUUCUAUUGGGGAUCUAGGUUACUGUAUUAUGAACAUUGUAAUAAAACUGAAUUUAAAUGCAACAUUUUGGGGGAUUCAAUUAACUUGUCCUUCAAGAUGUGCUGUGUUGGUUUUGAGCCCAUGGUACAUUUAACUGUACAGUCUGAUUAUUGUAACAAGCCUGGUCAUUUUUAAAUAAAUGGCUUCUUUCUAC
Messenger RNA from Leucoraja erinaceus (little skate), 2957 nucleotides. It is a transcript of the gene dkc1, whose product is annotated as dyskeratosis congenita 1, dyskerin. Gene Ontology annotation, cellular component: box H/ACA snoRNP complex. The transcript has 16 exons. Gene Ontology annotation, molecular function: RNA binding; pseudouridine synthase activity. The record is from RefSeq and is a predicted model, not a curated record. Gene Ontology annotation, biological process: mRNA pseudouridine synthesis; box H/ACA sno(s)RNA 3'-end processing; snRNA pseudouridine synthesis. NCBI's taxonomy places the organism in Eukaryota, Metazoa, Chordata, Chondrichthyes, Rajiformes, Rajidae. Bases 92 to 1693 code for a protein of 533 amino acids.